Molecule: messenger RNA, 673 nt
Organism: Aspergillus aculeatus ATCC 16872
Lineage: Eukaryota; Fungi; Ascomycota; Eurotiomycetes; Eurotiales; Aspergillaceae
Exons: 3
Coding region: 30-440 (136 amino acids)
Source: RefSeq, a predicted model, not a curated record
CGAAAAUCAUCCCACAACGAACCAUCAGGAUGAAAACCACCCAAAACCCAACAGAAGAAUACCUCGCCCUCACCCAAACACCAGGUCAACUCGACCGCACCGAGCUCGAAACCAUCUACGACAGACUCAGCCCGGUGUCCCCCAAAUUUCUGGAUGGUGAAUGGAGCAUCCACCUACUCGACACGGGACAUCCGGCCCAGGCCAUCGCGGCGGACGGGCUGCCGCUCGUCCGGACACUCUUUUCUUUAAAGGAGACAGAGAAGGUCCGGCAAAUCAAGUUCCACGGUAUCGGCGCCUGCGCGGUCAUCCCCGACGGCGAGGACAAGGUAGAUCGGUUUCGAUAUGUGAAUGAGAGGACCGUGGCGGCGACCAAUGAGUAUAAGCCUUAUUAUCGGGAUUCCGGGGUUUUGCAUUUCUAUCUGACGCGGAUGGAUGGGUGAUGGAGUAGAUGGAUGCUAUGAUUACAGGUUUGUUGAUUUGAUUGGGGGCAUCUGAUUAAGCGCGUUUUGUACUGUCUCUGUGUUCGUCGAGGGAAAACUUUGAUUAGACGAAAUGUAGUGGAUGUGUUUACUCAACCCUAGUGUAAGUUUGGCCCUCGUCAUAAUCCCACCGCUCGGGGAUGGCUUUGAUCAGCGCGACAUGGCGCGGACUGAGGCCUACCUCCAUCCCCAGC